Messenger RNA from Fopius arisanus, 2628 nucleotides. RefSeq lists its product as uncharacterized. Lineage: Eukaryota; Metazoa; Arthropoda; Insecta; Hymenoptera; Braconidae. The transcript is spliced from 4 exons. The coding region runs from base 198 to 980 and encodes 260 amino acids. The record is from RefSeq and is a predicted model, not a curated record.
AACAAAUUAAGCUAUAAUUAUUUACCAACUAUUAAUAGAAUUGAAUAAUCUGGUCUAUAAUUGAUUUUUUAUACAAGAAAAUCGUGUUAAUUAAAUCGUGACAUAUGCGAUAUAUCUGAGACGGGAAAAUUUAAUAAUUGAAUAAUAAUAAUUAGUAAAUUGAUAAUAACCAGCUUGUGUGAUUUUUAUUUGGGAGAAUGCCACUCUAUGCAAUGCCUCAUAGAUUACCACAUGAAGGUAUGAGUGGUGUUAAUCCUGCAAUUCCACCACAAAUUGUUCCAAUAAGUUGUACACCACCGCCUUCUUAUCAUAAUAUUAAUCUACCGCUUGGACAUCCUGCCAAUUUAAUUGGAGAUAGAGGCGCACCACCUUCUUACGAGGAAGUCAUUGAUCCAAAUGCACCACCACCUUCUUAUGAUUCAUUAUUUGGACGAAUGCGUGAGGCCCACAAAACAUCCAAAGGGGUUGUUGAUUUUCUGCUCAAUAUUAUUGUACUUCUCCUUGGAACCAUUGGUUGUACAUUCAUCAUAGGUGUGACAAUAGUAGUGCCAGUAUGCAUGAUGAUAAUGGGUGGAAUUUAUCUGUACGACUGCCCCCAAGGAGAAUACAUUCCCGUUUACUUGUUAGUUGGUGGUGGUUUCGGGGUAUUUAAACAAUUGCUGCAUCUCUCAACACGUGUACGUAGACGACCUGAAGAAAGAGAUGAAGAAAGGAUACGCCAAUCACCAACACAAACAUUGAUCAAUUGUUUUAUGCUCGGUUGGUUUAUCAUUGGUUCUAUGUGGGUGUAUAAGGAGUAUGAGCCAAAUUAUGAUCCAGCAAAUGGAAAACAUUGUAAUAAAACUCUAUAUCUAUUCGCAUUUUGGCUGAUAACGGCUGUUUACAUUUGUCUCGGCGUCAUAACUGCUGGUCUAUGCAGUAUCUCCUUGGCAAGUAUUGCUUUCCAAAGAAGGCCACCUGAUAGUCUUGUGGCAAUGUGAAACUUGGACUUUGCCCUGAUAUUUCAAUUAUGCGCUCACUAAUUUUUCACCAUUGGAGGAUGCUAAAAAAGCGUAAAUGAUACACAGAUCAGCGAGUUAUGUAUUAAAUCAUACUGCGGAAUUAUUAACUCAAAAGUGAUGGAAAAGUCUGCAAAACAAUUAUUUGUGCCAUGCCAAAAGUAAGGAAUUCUUGUACAUAGGAAGUGCUAGGACGUCAAAGUGACAUUAAUUACAAAACUCAAUUUGAAACGUAAGAAUGUAAAUAUAAAAAUACGAAAUGAUGCAGAUUCCUCUUAUUUUUUUAAUCAAUACGAUAUGAGUUUCAUUUGUCAAGUAACAGAAUGAAAAAAUAUCGUAAAUAGCAUCGAUUUUUUUAAGUAUCAACGAAAAGACUGCGUUGUCACGUCACAGUUUCAAAAAUAGAUUUAUCUCAAGUUGGUUUCCGUCCUUAAUUAACCAAUCCUUUUUUUUGCUCAUCUAUGAUAGACCAGCUACUUCUGAAAGUGAUGUGUAUUAUCUAUAAAUAUUUUGUAGGCUUAAGGAUAUCCAAGUAUUUUGCUCAGAGUAGCGAUUUUUUUUCCUAUAAAAUUUGAAUGUUUCCCUAAAUUUUACUAUUUCCUCAUCUUGUCUCAUUUUUAAUUGCUAAAUAAUUUUUUUUUCAACAAUUUAUCUAAGGAAUAUUGUUACCUAUAUUUUUUAAAUUUUGUACACGACCCUUGUUGAUCUAAACUCUGAUAAUUGCAACCUUGUGCAUGUGUUCCAUCCACUAUGACCGCCAGCCGAAUGUAGAGAUUUUCCAUUCAACUUUUCUUCAUUAAUUAUUUGUUCUGACACCCGUUUAUUUUCAUGUCUUAAAAACACUAGAGAAUCUAACGAACGAUAUCAUAUAUGGUUGAAUGUGCGAAAAAACGCUCUAAGUUGGCCAACUUAUGAAAACUAGACGUUAAAUUUUCUUUUUCAAAAAUGAUUUUCUGAAACAAAUGCUUAAAUAAGUACCUCGGUUUGUAAUUGUGUUGAAAAUAAAAAUUGGGCCUGUUCUAUAUUGCCUGAUUGAUCCAGGGAUUUUAUCCACAAAAAAUUAUCGGUAGUACUUGGAUAUCCCUAAGUCAUUAUUCGUUAACAUAUAAUAUGAUUAUAACAUUAACGACAGUUUGAAUGAUAAGAGACCCUUCAUUCCGCGUAUGUUAUGUCACUUUUAUACCGAUAUUGUAAUUUUCAAAUUUCAUGCCAUUGUAAAAUGUUAUGAUUUUUUUGUAAUGAUAAUUGAGCGAUUUUUAUUAUUUGAAUAAUUUCUUACAUGAUAAAGCAUUACGUGUCAUCUUUAACUUCUACUCAAUUGUCUAAUAAUCAUCUGCGGAUAAUAAUAACGAUAAUAAUAAUAUAUCCGUCUUAAUAAUAAGAACAAUUAGAUUUAUAAUAUAAUGCGGCUCUAUUAGAUUCAAAAAUUAACAUUAAUAUCUCAUUUUUUAUGAUAAUAUUAUUCUAAUGAUGUGGCAGGCAUUUGUUGGCGACUGGAAAUCCGUUAAUUGUACAAAAAAAAACGGAAAUCAUGACAGUUAAUAAGCACCGUAUUGUGCAAAUUACUUCAUUUAUUUAUUAUUAUAAUUUUUUAAAAUAAAAUUUUAAUAAAUCAAUGCUUUGAAAGUGA